Molecule: messenger RNA, 1839 nt
Organism: Monascus purpureus
Lineage: Eukaryota; Fungi; Ascomycota; Eurotiomycetes; Eurotiales; Aspergillaceae
Source: the annotation of a GenBank genome assembly
AUAAUCAAUAGCUCCCCCGGCGCCACUCGUAAGACCGUUGUGCCCUUCUAACCUCCGCAACACCCCCCGUCUCCCCAUCUCACUAUUCCCCUCUCUCUCAUCUUGCCAGCUUCUCUCUCUCUUCUUUCAUUACUCUGCACGUAUUCUCCUCAAGCACAGAACAGCAUCGGUUAAAAGACCGUGUCUCGUGGUUCUGCCGGGAUAUUUUACCGAAAAUUUCAGAAUCCGGGGAAAUCCAGUACCGUUUCUUCUUUUUCAUCCUUGCCAUUUCCUCCACUCUCUAGUGACAUUAUUUUUAUUGCGAUAUACGUACACAUAGUCUCUCCAUACAGUCAUGUCCGAUCAGCUUUCUUACCGGCCCCCUCCGCGGCGAGUCUUCGACCUGACACCUGCACCCAGCGAGUCCUCCGAAUCGGUGCUGCCUGCGGAAUCAGCCAACUCCGAGCUUGGCCCACCAUCGAGUAGCGUGAGUCGUACAGGUUCAAUUAUGAAUCUGACCUCUCCUACACUAGUUGGUAUUUAUUCACCGACUGCGUUUGAGACACCACGGGAGGAAUACAACAGCCCCUGGGGUACAGAGGUGGAGGUAGUCCCCAAAACCGAAAGUGCGGAGCCACCAGAGGAUUCUGAAUCGGAUCGGUUCGCGCUUGAAAGGGCCCGACUGAGCCAUGGGUUAUUUCGAGGGGUCAUUCUUCCCCGAAUGCUGAGGGGUGCGCUUCUAUUCGCCUUUGGUAUCGUCUACGGGGUUAUUACUGUACACUUGCAUGAGAACCAUUGGAUUAUGCCCGUGAGGCUGGGAAACAUUGACCGCUCUUCGUGGAGAUAUCUGGGGUCCUGGGGACUUGCUGGGAUUUCUCUGGGAAAUCUACUCCCCUGGCUGGACCUUCUCUGGGGAAAUACCAUCUUGAAGGAUGCCAAAAAGUCCAAAAAGUCGAGCGGGAGUCGCGCCAAUCAAGAGCAGGUCCUCUUGUGGGAUGUAGCUGUUCGCAGUGUUGGAGCCUUUGUCGGUAUUGCCUUCGCUAUGCGGAGGCUUCCCUGGCAAUCUACUACCCAAGCGUCGGUAACUCUCUCUCUUGUGAACCCUGUGUUAUGGUAUCUCAUCGACCGCACAAAAACCGGAUUUUGUCUCUCAACAGUUGUCGGGCUGGUCGGAAUGAGUGUCAUUUCGGCUCUAGAACCGGAGGUUGUGGCUCUCCCUGCUGAGACCAGUACGACAAUUACCUUUCAGAACAGUACAGGUGCAUACGCGCUGGUGAACAGCCUAACGCGAGAAGGGAUCGCCGUUCGGAUCUGGGUUGCCAGCGUUCUAUUCUGCGCGUGCGUCUGCUUUGGGAACAUUGGGCGGCAGCUGGCCCUGGGGGGGGCGCCCAGGGAAACUUCCAAGGCACGGAGCGUGUUAUGAAGAGUAGGAGAUAGGGUCUCUUUUGUUGGGAUAUCUUCGUCUCUUCAUUUAAGUGGACUGUAUUAUUAUAACGACUGCUCCCUUCUUUAUUUGCUUUAUGUUGCUGGUAUCAGGAAAAUAUAUAGAUUCUACAGCCAUAUGGCCCUUCCCUGCAGAUGACAACGCAGAAUCCAAUCCAAGUCUAAAAAAUUGACUACAAUUCAGAACCAGUGUAGAAUCAAUCAUUGCAAUCCCUUCCACAGAAGGAGAAAGGCACUGCACCCAAGACCGACCCUAUGCAUUGCAAUCCAUCUCCAUUCUCUAUGACGAUUUCCGUACUUCAUAGGAAAAUAGAAUCCUCGUAGGAACGCUUUUUGAGAAGAAUGUUGAAUUAAGCGUUGUUCAUGAGGGAAAAAAGAAAAGGAGAAAAGGAGAGAAAGCUGAAGCGCAAGAGAUUU